Passer montanus (Eurasian tree sparrow) is the source of this 894-nucleotide messenger RNA. RefSeq names its product reticulocalbin-3-like. Gene Ontology annotation, cellular component: endoplasmic reticulum. Gene Ontology annotation, molecular function: calcium ion binding. The record is from RefSeq and is a predicted model, not a curated record. NCBI's taxonomy places the organism in Eukaryota, Metazoa, Chordata, Aves, Passeriformes, Passeridae. The annotation marks the transcript as partial. The transcript is spliced from 6 exons.
AUGCUGCUGGCCUGGCUGUGGCCGCUGGUGGCCGUGACCCUCGGGGGGUCCCCCCACGCCCCCCACCCCCAUUUCGGGGCUCCCCAGUCCCACAGCCACGACGACCCCGAGGGGCUUUUUUGGGACCACGCCGCCAUUUGGGGGGCGCAGGAGGCGCGGGAGCAGCGGGAGCUGCCCCCCGAGGAGUCCCGAAGGAGCGAGAGCGCGCGCCUGGACCGCGACCGCGACGGCGUCGUGACCUGGGAGGAGUUCAGAGCGGAGAGCUUCGGAGACACAGAAGAUUUUGGGGGCUCCCCCGACCCCGAUUCCCACCGGAAGCUUCUGGAACGUUCCCGGCGCCGUUUCCGGGCCGCGGACGAGGACGGCGACGGGCGGCUCGGGCCCCACGAGCUCGACGCCUUCCUGCACCCCGAGGACUUCCCCCGGCUCCAGGACCUCGUGGUGCAGGAGACGAUCGAGGACCUGGACCGGGACGGGGACGGAUUCAUCCAGGUGGACGAGUACAUCGCUGAUUUAUUCGAGGGCCCCCCCGGCUCCCCCGAGCCCCCCGAAAUCCAACGGGAACGGGAACAAUUCCUAAAAAUUCGGGACCAGGACCAGGACGGGCGCCUGGGACCCCCCGAGGUGAAACUUUGGCUCAGCCCCCCCAGCCCCGACUGGGCCGGGGUGGAGGCCGAGCACCUGAUCCACCACGCCGACCUGGACCAGGGCCCCCCCGGCUCCCCCGAGCCCCCCGAAAUCCAACGGGAACGGGAACAAUUCCUAAAAAUUCGGGACCAGGACCAGGACGGGCGCCUGGGACCCCCCGAGGUGAAACUUUGGCUCAGCCCCCCCAGCCCCGACUGGGCCGGGGUGGAGGCCGAGCACCUGAUCCACCACGCCGACCUGGACCAG